Staurois parvus is the source of this 261-nucleotide messenger RNA. NCBI's taxonomy places the organism in Eukaryota, Metazoa, Chordata, Amphibia, Anura, Ranidae. The record is from the annotation of a GenBank genome assembly.
GACAGCUCUGCGGAAGUGGGAGCAGGUACCUGUCAAAUUCAGGUACCCGUUCCCCCUCCCUCCCCAAAGUUGUUCCCCCCUCCCCGUAGUCUUCUGGGACUUAUGACAGGUCCCAGAAGACUACGGGGCCAUUCACAAAGUGCAGCGGUUCUUGCGCAUGUGCAGUGGGCACCCGGCUGUGAAGCCGCAAGCUGUCACAGCCGGGUGCCCACACUGAAGAUGCCGGUGCUGGGGAGAGAAGACAGCUAGUGAAACCAGCUG